CCCGAGGCGGACAGCUGCCCGACAGACGUCCACGCCCGAGCCUGCACUGGCGAAGUUGCUGUCGAGGCAAGGGAACACAGGAAUCGCCGCUGGAAAGGUGGAAGAGUCAUCCCUCCGCCAGUUCUCCACCGGUCAUUAACUGUGGAAAAGUUGCCAGUUAGUGAAUAAAGUAAUGGUGCGGAAGGAACAACCAUGGUCAUUCGACGCCACAAGCCAAGCUUCCUGCCAUCACCUGCGAGCUGACAGACUAUCCCGCGGAAAGUCAGCGUUCAAUGUCUUCUGUUUUGCUAAGUUACAGGUUACUAAGGAAUGGUGGUUCACUGCUGGCGUUGAAGCCUUGGAUCAUUUUGAAUGCUGAAAGAAAUUGGCGAAACUGUGUUAGUGUGACAGGACCUGUUCAUAAUCCUGUAACUUCUCUCAGCGUUGCCAAGUACUCUCAACCAGGCUAGAGAGUAGAUUCUUCAAGAUUCCACAAAAUCUAGAUACAAAGUUUCCAUCUAAGGAGUGCUUCUAAACUUGGUAUCUGAAGAAAAUGAGUUUCCUCUCUGAGUGGAUGCCUUUGGCCCCACCUAGUGAUGAUGAAAUAUAUAAUCAAGAAAUUCUUAUCAAGGAAAAGGUUAAGGAAGAGAUCAAGAAAGAGAAUGAUCUGGAAAUUCAGGAAGAGAAUGAUCUGGAAAUCAAAGAAGAGCAGGAUCUAGAAAUUAAGGAAGAAAGUUUGGACUAUGAAGUGAGUGAUGCAGACCUAAAACACAACUAUCCUUCUUCUAUGGGAAGUAAGAGCAUCAGAGAAGAAGAAAAUGGAAGGAACUCAUAUAAAAUUAUAGAAGACUGUAAUGAUGCAUCAGUGACAACACCACUUGUGGCUGAUCAUUGUGAUACCAUGCAGAUAUCAGACAGGCACAAGGAAGGAGAGGAAGAGGCAGCAUACCAAAAGCCAUGUUCUCAAAGAGUUAAAACAGUGGAACAAAAUGAAGUGGAUACAAAUAAACCUCACACAUGUGAGAUAUGUUGUAAAGCAUAUGCAUCAAAAUACCGUUUACAUAACCACAUAAGAGAUAUCCAUACAAAAGAGAAACCAUAUAAGUGUGAGGCUUGCAACAAGACUUUUACAGUCAACAGGAAGCUGGUAAUACACCGGAGAAUGGAAUGUGAAUACAAGUGGUCACCGGAUAAUAACCAGACAGCUAAGGAUGGCAGUAAAGAGAUGUCUGAAAAAGAAUCUGAAGUAUGGAAAUGUUUCACUUGUGAAGUGUGUAGUAAGAAAUUCCCUUUUAAACGUGGACUAUUGGCACACAUGAGGGUUCAUACAAAGGAGAAACCUUUUAAGUGUGAGGUAUGUGCUACACCAUUUGCUCGGAAAACUGAUAUAAGUAACCACAUGAAGACACAUACAAGGGAAAGAUCUUAUGUAUGUGAUAUAUGUAGUAAAGGAUUCUCCAGGAAAUCUCAUCUUGAUGGACACAUCAGAAGAGUACAUCUAAAGGAGAGGCCUUUCAAGUGUAAGAUAUGUAAUAAAAGUUUCUUCGAGAAUUCACAUCUUAGGGAUCACAUGUUAAUUCAUACAGAAGAGGAUCCCUUUAAGUGUGAGAUUUGCCAUAAAAGUUUCUCUCAGAAAAAUAGUCUGAAGUUGCACAUGCAAAGACAUGUAGGAGUUAAGUCAUUUAUCUGUGAGGUAUGCAGCAAAGCCUUCUUGACUAAACAAACAUUAGGGAUACAUAUGAGAGUACAUACAGGGGAGAAACCCUAUACUUGUAAGGUAUGCAAUAAAACAUUUAGGGCUCUUUAUACUUUAACCAAACACAGUAGACUGCAUACUAGAGAGAAACAGAGUGUGUAAAAGGGGUUAAGGUUAAACAAAAUAUUUUUUUAUUAGACAUUUGUUCUAUUAAGAUGUAGAAGCUGGAUAUUCAAUCCCAAUAAAUCUCAUGAUAUAUGGAUCUAUUUUUUGUUUUCAAUAUUUUCUGUUCUAUAUACAGUUAUAUAUACAUA
Penaeus chinensis is the source of this 1989-nucleotide messenger RNA. RefSeq names its product zinc finger protein 583-like. Gene Ontology annotation, biological process: regulation of transcription by RNA polymerase II. The coding region runs from base 533 to 1837 and encodes 434 amino acids. Gene Ontology annotation, molecular function: DNA-binding transcription factor activity, RNA polymerase II-specific; RNA polymerase II transcription regulatory region sequence-specific DNA binding. The transcript has 5 exons. NCBI's taxonomy places the organism in Eukaryota, Metazoa, Arthropoda, Malacostraca, Decapoda, Penaeidae. Gene Ontology annotation, cellular component: nucleus. The record is from RefSeq and is a predicted model, not a curated record.